Molecule: messenger RNA, 2139 nt
Organism: Daphnia pulex (common water flea)
Lineage: Eukaryota; Metazoa; Arthropoda; Branchiopoda; Diplostraca; Daphniidae
Product: microcephalin-like
Exons: 7
Coding region: 244-2043 (599 amino acids)
Biological process (GO): mitotic cell cycle
Source: RefSeq, a predicted model, not a curated record
CGUGGAAAAAUAACAAUCAGUGCAUUAGUAGAAAAGAAGCAAGGGAAAGGAAAGUUGUUGUUUGAAAAUCUAACGUAUGCGCUGCAUCCGGAAUUCGUCAAGUAGAAGUGAUAUUCUUUUGAUAGCCAUUGACUGCUGCACAUGACGAAAUUUUAAUGCUCAUUCAAUUAAGUAGUUUUAUCAGCAAGGACGCCCUGUGAUUUAUGUGGUGUCUGUGUAUUCAGAGAUAGAGAAGCACAGGAAAUGGAGACAAACAUUUCAUUGUCUCAUCUGAAAGAGCCUGAAUUCUUUCCAGAAUGCUGGAAGACGAUGAUGUCAGGAGUUGUAGUUUUUGUUGAUGUCAGAACAGGUUCAGACAAUCGAUCAAAAAGUGUUGCUAAAGAAAUGGAAAGGCUGGGUGCUACAGUUGUACUACACUUUUCAAAGAAAGUUACUCACAUGAUAUUUAAAGAUGGCUCAAAACCAAUCUAUGAUAAAGCAAGAACUCUAGGAAUCCCCAUUGUGUCUUAUUUAUGGGUUGUUGCGUGUAAAGAUAAAGGUGAAAUGGUUCCAACUCAAGACUAUGCAGCAAUAAAUUCCCAGGAUUAUGACUCAGAAUUCUUCAAAUGGAGGAAAGUAAAAUCAAUGCAACCUAAAGAUCUCGAAGAAGAACUACAAAUGGCAGAAAAGAGAAUCGACAGGCGAAACAAACAAAAAAUGAGACAAAGUUUGGCUAUUUCUGGUUCAAAAAAGGAGGAACCUUAUUUUCCUUAUACACCCAUCACUGAAAAAAAAUCUAUAAUUGAUAGAUUGAUAGAGAGUUCUCCUGCCUGUCAAGAAAGAAUUCAUCAAGAUCUGGCCUCUGGAAAAUCCUAUGAAGAUGUUUUUAAACUGAAUGAGAAAGAAGAAGAUGAUUUCGACACCUUUUUUGACACUCCAUUAAUGCUGAAAUUUAUUAGCAAGAAUUAUUUUUCUCCUUCGGAUCCAACGCCUUCUUCCGUCAGCAAAAUACUGGCUAAUGUCCGUCUGACCUCGGCGUCAACCGCCACGACUCCUAGUAUGAGUGAUGUCAGUAAAAAGGAAGAAGUUAGUUCUUGGAUAACGCCUUCUGAUGAAGCGAUUCUCGCGACUUCUCGUUCCCCCUUGGGUCCGAUCAAUACCGAACCAACAAAAAGUAAACGUAAGUCGUGCUCCAUUUUGUCUUCCGUCGCCAAAAAGAGAAAAGAAACCACCGAGGACGACAUCGGAGAAAAUCUUCCUCGUAGGAAGCUCUUCCGGCCCAAAAAGUUGCUUCUUCCACAAGAUCCCGUGGUGGCUUUAACUCCCGACGAAAGCCCCAAAGCACGUAGAGAUCAUCCGUGUUUCUCACAAGUCGGUACUCAACAUCUUAAAAGUCAAAAUAUCCCUAAUAUUGUGAACGUUGGACUGAGCCAUCCAAAUGAAUCACCUCUACGCCGCGAUAGCUUAGCUGAUUUCAAACUUCCAUCUCCGAAAAAACAGAAUGAUAAAAAACCGACGAUCUCUACACUGGUUUGCACCAGUGUACCCUCAGAAUCAAAGAAAAUGGUGGAGGAAGCCAUCGAACAAAUGAAGAGAUUCAAGUUAGGUGGAGUAGUAGACGAUUCCACCAGCCAUGUGGUUUGCGGAGAUUCACGCAGAACCUUGAAUGUUAUGCACGGGAUUGCGCGUGGUCUAAAAAUCGUAUCACUAAAAUGGUUAACUGAUUCCAUGGCUAAGGGAAAAUUUCUGAACGAAGACGACUACCCAGUGGCCAGAUUUUCUGCCGCCGCCUCACUUCACCGUCAAAAGAAGAAUUUUCUCUUCUGGGAAUACGAGGCCAUUUUCGUCAGCUCAAAGUCUGUGGUUCCAUCCCGAGAUCUCUGCGAUAUGAUCAAAUGCGUUGGUGGAAACUUGACGACUGUUUCGAAGAAGGCCUCCAUCGUCGUCGGCCAGUUGAAGCCGGGGGCCAACGUACCCUGCGUAACUGGCACGUGGAUAUUAGACUGUAUCGAAGAAGGUGUGACCUUACCCCUGACUAAAUAUUUUAUGAGUGCAUCCAUGUAAAUUCUUGUAAUCUGUGACGAAUGAUUUUACUUGUGCUGUUUUCGAACCCUUUUCAGAAAGCUAGAUAUAUGCAAAUAUAACGAAAAUUCGAGUUGA